Pseudomassariella vexata is the source of this 2572-nucleotide messenger RNA. Its product is annotated as P-loop containing nucleoside triphosphate hydrolase protein. Gene Ontology annotation, cellular component: nucleus. Lineage: Eukaryota; Fungi; Ascomycota; Sordariomycetes; Amphisphaeriales; Pseudomassariaceae. Gene Ontology annotation, molecular function: nucleic acid binding; ATP binding. Bases 56 to 2443 code for a protein of 795 amino acids. The record is from RefSeq and is a predicted model, not a curated record. The transcript has a single exon. Gene Ontology annotation, biological process: ribosome biogenesis.
ACUCAAUACAUCUCUCUUCAACCCGCCAAACGACCGCCGCCAAACGACCGUAGCCAUGGCCGACGAUGGCAUGCUCCUCAAUUUUGAAAUCGGUGAGGCGCCGAUAAAACCUCAAGUUAAGUUUACAGGUGGUCGCUGGAGGGACCGAAAGCACGCUGAGCGCAGCGCAAGGAAGAAUCGCGAAAACCCGUGGGACGGUGCCAACGGAACCCCACUUGCGAAUGGUCGCCCCAGUGGUAACAGCGACGAGACGGAUCGCGUUGGCAAUGAGAGGCCCACGAAGCGUCAGAGAAUUGCUGCCGAAGCCAGGGGAGAGGAAUCAAAUACAAACAAACCCAACACCAGUGCACCAAAAUUGCUGGCGUAUAUGACGGGCAAGCUGCCUCCAGGUAGCAUCAGCGUGGCGCCAAGGAAUGGAAAUCAGACAGCAAGGUCAGGCCCAGUAACGUCGAGGUUAUUCACAUCAAAUCCGACGCCGAAAACCGUCUUCGAAGAGCCUGUCGUAGAAGCCGAGCCAACACAGCCGUCCAAUGCCCCGCUCUCGGAGGAGGCAGAAAACUUCCGCGCUCUGGGUUUGUCGGGGCGCAUUGCGCAACAUCUGUCCAGCAAGCUUGAGAUGAAGGCACCGACAUCAAUUCAGAAGAACGCGAUUCCAAAAUUGGUCGAAGGCGACAGCGAUGCGUUCCUCCAGGCUCAGACCGGUUCUGGAAAGACCUUGGCAUAUCUCCUUCCCAUAGUGCAGCGAAUUAUGGCACUCAGUCACAAUGAGGACGGAACAAGUACCGGUAUCAAGAUCCAUCGAAACUCAGGCUUGUUUGCUAUGAUUCUCGCCCCAACGAGAGAACUCUGCAAGCAGAUUGCCGUGGUGUUGGAAAAGCUCCUACGCUGUGCACCAUGGAUCGUCAGUACAACAGUCAUUGGUGGUGAAAGCAAAAAAUCAGAGAAAGCCCGCCUACGGAAAGGCGUCAACAUUCUGAUUGCAACUCCGGGUCGUCUGACGGAUCACUUGGACCACACGCAAGUCCUCGAUGUUGGCACCGUCCGAUGGCUGGUCCUCGAUGAAGGUGAUCGACUGAUGGAGAUGGGAUUUGAAGACGACCUCAAGACCAUUAUUGGCAAAAUCAGGAAAGAAGGUUUGAAGACGCAAAACGAUGAAGGCGUCAAACUCGACGCGUUACCACAAAGACGAAUUACUGUACUCUGUUCUGCAACCAUGAAGUACAUCGACAAGCUCGGCGAAGAAAUCUCUCUCAAGGAUGCCCUCGAAAUUAAAGCCACGAGCGGUGAUGCUGGAAAUGACGCAGAAGCUCUUGGGGCCGAUUCUGUCUUCCAAGCUCCAUCUCAGCUCAAGCAGACCUACAUCGUAACCGCACCGAAGUUGCGGUUGGUAACCUUGCUUGCACUCCUCAAAUCCACUUUCGCACGUAAGGGCUCGGUGAUGAAAGCCAUUGUCUUUAUAUCAUGUGCCGACUCCGCCGACUUCCAUUUCAACCUGCUUCGAUCUGCUCCUGCUUCAGCUGCUUCGACCGAUGACCGAACUUCCAACACUGUCGCAAAUGCAGCGUACAUAACAUCACCGGCGAAUCAAACAAUCACGCUCUUCAAACUGCAUGGAUCACUCGCUCAGCCUGUCCGGACGUCAACUCUCAACGCAUUUACUACAGCCACAGACCCAGCUGUUCUUAUCACGACUGACAUCUCCUCCCGUGGUCUUGAUGUCCCCGCCGUAGAUCUUGUGAUCGAGUACGAUCCCGCCUUCAGCGUUGAUGACCAUACUCAUCGUAUCGGUCGAACAGCCCGUGCCGGUCGUCCUGGAAAGGCUGUACUCUUCCUGCAACCAGGAUGUGAAGAGGGAUACGUUCCCUAUCUGAAGACAAACAUGUCCGGCCAAUCUGCAGACACCGUAAUUCAAAAGGGUUUCAUUACCCCUAUCACAAUACCCAAGUCAUCCACGAAGGAAACCGAAGCUCCAAUUCUUGAAAGUGAAAAGUCGUCCAUGAAGCGUGCUGAGGCGCUGCAACUGCACCUUGAGCAACGCCUUCUGGAAUCAGACAAGACGGGCAGCAAGCUUCUGGACGAGGCACGUCUAGCCUUCCGUUCUCAUAUUCGUGCGUAUGCAACACAUGUCAAGGACGAGCGUGAAUUUUUCAACAUGGAAGAAUUGCAGUUGGGACACAUGGCCAAGAGCUUUGGCUUGCGGGAGGCGCCCAGUAACAUCGGUGGUGGUCCAUCAAGGAGGGCACACAAGGGCGGACAGCAGCAGCAGAGGGGUGGUUCGGCGCCGAAGAGGGCGAGUCGAGGAGGCGGCGGCGCCGAUGACAUCCCGAGCAGUAUGGCAAUUGAUAAGGAUGACCUUGGUGCAGCGGACGAGGAUGCGGCUAGGAGGAUGAAGAUGAAACUCAAGGAGGUGAUGGGCGCGGCUUCGGAGUUUAAUAUUGGGUAGUCUGGAUUGAGGGAUAUACAAAACAUAGUUUUUCCAUAUGCGAAAGCGCGAUCGGAAACAAGGUUGAAGUCGUACAUAUUCGGAGAGUAGGACUGUAGCCAUACGAUGAAGAUAGACGCCCCUCCGAAC